Messenger RNA from Vicia faba (fava bean), 1764 nucleotides. NCBI's taxonomy places the organism in Eukaryota, Viridiplantae, Streptophyta, Magnoliopsida, Fabales, Fabaceae. The record is from the annotation of a GenBank genome assembly.
AUGAGUUUGGCGGGUACGGAGAGCUCGGAAGAGGGUGCAGUGCAUCCAGAGCCACCUGAUCCCGAUGUUCUUGAGAUUGAUCCUACUUGUCGUUACAUCAAGUAUAAAGAAGUGAUCGGCAAAGGCGCCUUCAAAACUGUUUACAGAGCAUUUGAUGAGGUCAAUGGGAUUGAAGUUGCAUGGGGUCAGGUUCAGAUUGACGAGGUGUUGCAGUCACCGGGUGAUUUAGAUAGGCUAUACUCGGAAGUGCAUUUAUUGAAAUCGUUACGGCACAGUAACAUAGUAAGGUUCUACAAUUCGUGGAUUGAUGAUAAGCGCAAGACUGUUAAUAUGAUUACUGAGCUGUUUACGUCGGGUAGCCUCAAACAGUAUCGGAAAAAACACAAGAAGGUUGACUUGAAGGCUGUCAAAGGAUGGGCUAGACAGAUUCUGAUGGGUUUAAACUACCUCCACAGUCACAAUCCACCAAUUAUACACAGGGACUUGAAAUGUGAUAAUAUAUUUAUCAAUGGUCACCAAGGAGAAGUUAAAAUCGGUGAUUUGGGGCUGGCGACUCUCUUGACUCGGGCUAAUGCUAAGAGUGUUAUAGGAACUCCAGAGUUUAUGGCACCUGAAAUGUAUGAUGAAAAUUACAACGAAUUAGCUGACAUAUACUCAUUUGGCAUGUGCAUGCUUGAGUUGGUGACUUCUGAGUAUCCUUACAGUGAAUGCAGAAAUUCAGCGCAGAUAUACAAGAAAGUUUCAUCGGGUAUAAAGCCUGUUGCUCUUUCAAGAGUGAUAGAUCCCGAGAUAAAAUCAUUUAUUGAAAAAUGUCUUGUUCCAGCCACCCAAAGAAUGUCAGCAAAGGAGCUUCUGAUGGACCCCUUUGUUCAAGUGAAUGGUUCGGCAAAGAACAUUUCUUUUCCAUUGCCUGAUAUUGUUCUUCCCAAACUGGGAGCCUCUGAAAACAGAGGUAUGAUUGUUGAGAUAAGAAGGUUGAAGGGUGGUGAUACCUUCUUUCUAAAAGGUGAUCAAAAUGAUGAGAAUUCUGUAUCAUUAGUUCUUCGAAUAGCCGAUCAGAAAGGACAAGCAAGAAAUAUCCAUUUCAUCUUCUACCUUGACAGUGAUACUGCUGUCUCAGUUUCCAAGGAAAUGGUUGAGCAACUUGAACUUGCUGAUCAGAAUGUAAAAUUUAUCGCCGAGUUAAUCGAUUUGUUAUUGAUGAAAUUGAUUCCUGAAUGGAAACCUUGUGUAGCAAUCGAUCAUUUAGCCUCUGUAACUGGUAAAUGGACUAAUGUUAGCCAACAGAGAGACUCAAAGUUGGCUAAAGACAAAGGAAUCUCUAAACAAUCCACUGAAGAUGCAGGUCCCUCAACCUCCUAUGGAACAACAGCUGCAAAAGAGAACGUCGACAAUAUGGAUAUAUGUUCUGAGAUGUCGUAUGCUUCUGCAACAUCAGACAUCAACGAUAAGUUUUCAAUGGUUUCAUUCAUGUCUGCUGAAUCAGAGUUUGAUGGAGGGAGUCAGACCUCAUUUGCAUCUGAAACCGGGACAUCGUCUGAUUAUAAGAGCAAGAUUUUAGACAUGGGAAGCAACAGUGUGAUGAGCUGCUCAAGUUAUCCCCUGAGUGUUUCUUCCUUGUCCGAACUCGAUGAUGAGUUGAGAGAAGAGUUAGAAAUGAUUGAACAGCAAUACCAAGAGGCAAUUAAAGAUUUAUCCAAAAGACGAAACACGGCCAUCGAGGAAAUUAAAAAGAGAAUGGCAGAGAAGAUGUUAGUAUCAUAG